Messenger RNA from Coffea eugenioides, 2442 nucleotides. Its product is annotated as heat shock 70 kDa protein. Gene Ontology annotation, cellular component: cytoplasm. Lineage: Eukaryota; Viridiplantae; Streptophyta; Magnoliopsida; Gentianales; Rubiaceae. The transcript has a single exon. The record is from RefSeq and is a predicted model, not a curated record. Bases 275 to 2242 code for a protein of 655 amino acids. Gene Ontology annotation, molecular function: ATP binding; misfolded protein binding; ATP hydrolysis activity. Gene Ontology annotation, biological process: cellular response to unfolded protein; protein refolding.
CGAUCCCUCCAGUUUCCUGCUUUCGUGUUCCUCCCUCCAGCCAUCUCUCGAAUCCCCCCGACCCCACCCCUCAACCCUGUAUAUAUACACCAACACCUCGUUAGUCCUCCUGCAUCCGAGACCAAUAAGAAAGAAGACCAAUCUGACAACCAACACCUUUUCAAGAAAAUCUAAAAACUCCGCCUUUUCCAAGAAAUUCUCUUUCUUGAUCUCUUAUCGACCUGAGCUAAUUCUUCGUUUCUUGACUUGUUUAAGUUAAUUCUUUGUUGCUGAAAUGGCAGCAAAAGGUGAAGGCAAGGCUAUUGGCAUCGAUCUUGGCACAACCUACAGUUGUGUCGGGGUGUGGCAGAAUGAUCGAGUUGAGAUCAUCCCGAAUGAUCAAGGCAACAGAACAACCCCUUCUUAUGUUGCAUUCACCGAUACUGAAAGGUUAAUCGGUGAUGCAGCUAAGAAUCAGGUUGCUAUGAAUCCUCAGAACACUGUUUUCGAUGCCAAACGACUUAUCGGACGUCGCUACUCUGACCCUUCUGUCCAGGCUGAUAUGAGGCAUUGGCCGUUUAAGGUGAUUGCUGGCCCAGGUGAUAAGCCCAUGAUCGUUGUUCAGUACAAGGGCGAGGAGAAACACUUUGCUCCCGAGGAGAUUUCUUCGAUGGUCUUGACGAAGAUGAAGGAGGUUGCUGAGUCUUUCUUGGGGCAAACUGUGAAGAAUGCUGUGAUCACUGUGCCUGCCUAUUUCAAUGAUUCUCAGAGGCAGGCGACAAAGGAUGCUGGCGCGAUUGCUGCGAUUAAUGUGAUGAGGAUCAUUAAUGAACCAACGGCUGCUGCUAUUGCUUAUGGCUUGGACAAGAAGGGCUCAAGAACCGGCGAAAAGAAUGUCCUGAUAUUCGAUCUUGGUGGUGGAACUUUUGAUGUCUCACUGCUGACUAUUGAGGAAGGGAUAUUUGAAGUCAAGGCCACAGCGGGAGAUACACAUCUGGGUGGUGAAGAUUUUGAUAAUAGGCUUGUCAAUCAUUUUGUUCAAGAAUUUAAGAGGAAGAACAAGAAAGAUAUCAGUGGUAAUGCUAGGGCUUUGAGGCGGUUGAGGACUGCAUGUGAAAGGGCAAAGAGGACGCUUUCAUCCACUGCACAGACCACGAUUGAGAUUGAUUCUUUGUACGAGGGGAUCGAUUUCUAUGCUACAAUUACAAGGGCAAGAUUUGAGGAGUUGAACAUGGACUUGUUCAGGAAGUGCAUGGAGCCCGUGGAGAAAUGCUUGAGGGAUGCUAAAGUUGACAAGAGCCAUGUUCAUGAUGUGGUUCUUGUUGGUGGAUCGACAAGGAUACCAAAAGUCCAGCAACUAUUGCAAGAUUUCUUCAAUGGUAAAGAGCUUUGCAAGAGUAUUAAUCCUGAUGAGGCUGUGGCUUAUGGAGCUGCUGUUCAAGCAGCAAUUUUGGGUGGAGAAACAGAUCAAAAAGUUCAAGAUUUGUUGCUUCUUGAUGUCACCCCUCUCAGUCUUGGACUUGAGACUGCUGGUGGAGUGAUGACGGUAUUGAUUCCGAGAAACACCACCAUACCGACCAAGAAAGAGCAGAUUUUCUCCACUUAUUCUGAUAACCAGCCUGGAGUGCUAAUCCAAGUGUAUGAAGGAGAGAGGCCAAUGACCAAGGACAACAAUCUUCUCGGUAAAUUUGAGCUAAGUGGCAUUCCACCAGCUCCAAGAGGUGUACCGCAGAUUAAUGUCUGCUUUGACAUUGAUGCAAAUGGUAUCCUGAACGUGUCUGCCGAAGACAAGACCGCUGGUGUGAAGAACAAGAUUACUAUUACCAAUGACAAGGGAAGAUUGAGCAAGGAUGAAAUUGAGAGAAUGGUCCAGGAAGCCGAAAGGUAUAAGGCUGAAGAUGAGGCAGUCAAGAAGAAGGUAGAAGCCAAGAACUCCUUGGAGAACUAUGCUUACAACAUGAAAAACACUGUGAGAGAUGAGAAGUUUGCUGGGAAAUUGGAUCCAUCUGACAAGCAGAAAAUUGAGAAGGCAAUUGAUGAGGCAAUCGAGUGGUUGGACGGGAACCAAUUGGCUGAAGUGGAUGAGUUUGAAGACAAACAGAAAGAGCUGGAAGCGCUCUGCAAUCCAAUUAUUGCUAAAAUGUACCAGGGUGCUGGUGGAGAUGUGCCGAUGGGCGGAGGUGCUGAUAUGCCUGGAGCUGGUCGUGGCACAGCUGAUAGUGGUAGCAAUGGUCCUGGGCCUAAGAUUGAGGAAGUUGAUUGAAGAGUUAAAAGUUCUUGCUGAAAUGGCCUGUUUAUGAUUUUCUGUUUCACCCGCGCAUAUCUUUUUAUUUUUCUGUUUUUAUUGUAUGAUAGUAGUAUCAAAAAUUGGGAGUGACAGAAACAGUUGGGAGCGGCAGAUUAAAAGCUGUAAUAGAUGUAGAUCUUUAGGUCCUUCAUAAUAAAAGUUUCCUCUUUUUGUAA